Messenger RNA from Oldenlandia corymbosa var. corymbosa, 636 nucleotides. The record is from the annotation of a GenBank genome assembly. NCBI's taxonomy places the organism in Eukaryota, Viridiplantae, Streptophyta, Magnoliopsida, Gentianales, Rubiaceae.
AUGAGAAAGAGUUUGAUGUGGUGUGGUGGUGUGGUGGGAUUUUUACCUUCUCAAUGGAGACAAGAUUCCAGAUGUUCCCUUCAUGACAAGCCAAGAUACGGGGACUUUGGCGAUUUCAAAGUCCUGGAGAUUCCCUAUCAGAGAACAGAGGAAGCAGAGUACACGUUCUCAAUGCAAUUCAUCCUUCCGAAACAGAAAGAUGGGGGUUGCAGAAACUGUUGGAGAAGUUUGACGCCUGACACCGGGUGCUUAAACAGGGGAUUCGAGCUCCAAAAACACUACCUUGACGUUCUUUGGAUACCCAAAUUCAAGUUCGAGUUCUUCCUUGACAAUGUAAAACUUCCAUUCAUGAACACGGGUUUGGUGAUGACCGAGAUGUACCAGGAGAGGGAUCGGCUCUUUUCCUCGAAUAUCUUACAGAAAGUGAAGAUCGAGGUGAACGAGGACGGGACAGAGGCAGCUGCCAUCACCGUAGAUGAAGUUUUGGGUUGCUGUCUUUACAGUGAUAAUGUACCACUGCGGGUGAGGAGGACUUUUGUAGCAGAGCACCCUUUCAUGUUCAUCAUCAAAGAGGACUGCUCUGGCUCGGUUCUGUUCACUGGAGUAGUACUAAAUCCACUAGAUAAAGGAGAGUGA